AUGCCCGUCCCCGUCAUUCCUCCCUUCCCCGACGACGUUCCCGUCGUACCGCUGCUGGUCAUCGACUACAAGCGUAUCCUCGCCCGUGACGAAGAGGAGAUCGAUCGUCUCUGGGAAGCCGCGACGAAGCUCGGGUUCUGGUACUUGAAGAACCACGGCGCUGAUGCGGAAGUGGAUGCUAUGUUAGAUAUGGGUGCCGAAACGAUGCGCCUGCCUCUCGACGAGAAGAUGAAGUACGAGCAGGGCGAUGGCGGGAUGUCGUUUGGAUACAAAGCAGCAGGCGCCAACGCAACUGAUGCCACCGGUGCCCUCGAUGCUGUCGAAUUCAUCAACGUCUCGCGCGACGACGCACUCUCCUACCCCGCCCCAACCCACCGCACAUACCCUUCCACCGUCAACGAGCGCAUGAUAAACACAAUACGACCAUUCAUAGAGAAGAGCACCGCCGUGAACGAUACGAUCCUCGACGUCCUCAAUGACCGACUAGGCCUGCCGAAGGGCGAACUUGCCAAGAGACACGAUGUCAAUGAGAAGAGCGGGAGCGAGAGCAGGGUUAUCAAGAACCCGCCUAAUCAGACGUAUACGGCGGAUAAGGCGGUACUGGGAGCGCAUACGGACUUUGGGUCGUUGUCGUUCUUGCAUCAUCGGCAGCUUGGUGGGUUGCAGGUGCUACCGCCGGGCUCGGAGCAGUGGAAGUACGUGCGGCCUGUCCCAGGCCAUGCGAUCUGCAACAUCGGAGACGCGCUCGCUAUCUUCAGCGGCGGCAUCUUACGCUCGAACAUCCACCGCGUCGUACCUCCGCCUAAGGAACAGGCCGCCUUCGAGCGCUGGUCCCUCGUCUUCUUCACGCGCCCAGGAGAAGGUCAACUUCUCGCGCCACUCUCUUCCGAGUCCACCAUCAUCGCCGAGGCAGCGAGGGAGAAGCCUGAACUGAAUACGGGUUCGACGUCUGGAGAGUGGUUCGCGAGACGGAUCAAGAAUCAGAGGAUCAAGAACCGGAAGGGUCCGGAGACGUGGGCGCAGAGCCGCGGGACGGAGUAUAAACCUGAGGUCGUGUAG
Peniophora sp. CBMAI 1063 is the source of this 1059-nucleotide messenger RNA. The record is from the annotation of a GenBank genome assembly. NCBI's taxonomy places the organism in Eukaryota, Fungi, Basidiomycota, Agaricomycetes, Russulales, Peniophoraceae.